CCCCAUCCCCGUCCCUUCCCCUCCCCGCCCGCCGCCGCCGCCAUGUCGGCGCUGGAGUGGUUCGCGCACAAGCCCCUGGGCGGCGGCAUCUUCUGGAUCCAGGAGCGCUUCUACGAGUCGGGCAACCGGGCCAACAUCUGGCUGGUGCGGGGCUCGCAGCGCGACGUGGUGGUGGACGCCGGGCUGGGGCUGCGCAGCCUGCCCGACUACCUUCGGGCUGCCGGGCUGCUGGAAGGGGCCGGCGGGCGGCCGCUGCUGGCCGUGGCCACCCACGUCCACUUCGACCACGCGGGCGGGCUGCGGCACUUCGAGGAGGUGGCGGUGCACAGCGCCGAGGCGGCCGCGCUGCUCCGCGGCGACAACUACGAGGCCGUCACCUGGCUGUGGGACCGCGAGGUGGCGCGGCCGCCGCGACCCGGAUGGCGGGCACGGCAGUUCCGCGUCCCCCCCGUCAGGCCCAGCCGCCUGCUGCAGGACGGGGAUGUGAUCAGCCUUGGAGACCGACAGCUCACCGUCAUGCACAUGCCUGGCCAUUCCAGAGGAAGUAUUUGCUUACACGACCGAGAGCACAAGAUUUUGUUCAGCGGAGACGUCGUGUACGACGGAUCCAUGAUUGACUGGCUUCCCUACAGCAAAGUAAGUGACUACGUUGCAAGCUGCCAGCGCCUGAUGGAGCUGGUGGACAGAGGUCUGGUGGAGAAGGUACUGCCUGGGCACUUCAACAUAUUCGGAGCAGAAAGGUUGUAUCGCCUAGCUUCCAACUACAUCUCCCAAGCGGGAUUUUGUCACAAAGUGUCUACCUGUGCCAUGAGAUCCCUUGCAAGCAUAGCGCUUCGUGUCACGAAUUCCAGAGGCACUUCUUCCUGAAGGUGCGUUUUGUGUGGUCUGUCCCCUUGUGGAAAACCAAGUGACCUGUGAAAAUGUUGGUGCAAGCAAAAUGCAGUAUUCAUUAGGAAAGAGCUGGCAAAACGAUGUGGAUGAGCUGUAAAAGUUACUGUUUUUGCCAACUCUGUUCCUAUUUUUAUGGAAAAAUGCAUAAGAUAGUAGCUUUGCCAAAGCUGCCAUUUUUCUUUCUAUUUUUUCAGGGCAUGUUUGCACACAUAUUGUGAUUGAAAUAUAUCAUUUUAUUUUUGAUAUGAUUCUAACAGAUAUGUAUAUGCCAAAAUGAGAGGUUUUACAUCCAUGCCUGAAACUUCUUUGAUGUAGCACUAGGAUUGUGGCUGCUCACUCAAAUCCUGCUCAGGUUUUGGCCUGGCACAGCUCAUGCUGAUGCCUGAUUUAUGCUGGGAAUAGCACCAAAACGAGAGCAAUACCAUGGCAGGAUUCAGUGGGCAGAGAGAGAUAAGGUGUAGCCAUUUUCACCUACAGCUUGCUGUCCCCUGCAGCAGUCAUCUCCAGCAUCUUUGCAAAGUAACUGCUUGGCAGUUUGUGCAGAAUCCACUGAUGUAUGGAAACGGUAUAGACCAAAUUUCCAAGCUGGAUGAUAACACCAGCUUAACAAAAACAGCUUUUGAUGUGGAUCCCACAGCAGACAAUACCGGGGCUUUCAUGCUUCCCAGUAGGGUGCAGGGGACACAUGCACCCUGAUGGAGGAGGAAGAAUAAGCCUUGUCACUGCCAGGUAGGGAACUGUUUUGCUAUAGGUGUGCUAGUUAAUGAACUAUCGAAUGCAUGUGUUAUGCUAGUCUGUACAACGUGGAUUGGGCCCUUGCUUGGUGUGUUGUUUUUCCUUAUUUUCUGAUGAGCUUAUAAAAUAAAAGCUUUAAUUACAGACUAGGGUAUUCUCUAAAUCGGAGAGAUCCAAACAGGUGGUUGCAAACGUGAAGGUUUUGUUUGUGUUUAAGUGUAUUUAUGUGUGACUGGAUUGUGACUUGGCUGUGAGCACUCUGUGGGAGGGACAGGGUGGAGGCAAUAACAUCACUUUGCCCCGCUGCAGGUGCUGGAUGAAAACAGCUGGUAUGCUUAUUUCCGCACAGGGAAUGUAUCUGGAGCUGUUUACUGUUUGCUUAUGAAGUGUUUUGGUGCCUAUGAAAAGUAAAGCACUUGAGUCUGUUCCAAAAAAAAAAGCUGAAUGCGUUGAGGAAUGCUAAGUGACAUUGUAACUCGCUUUUGAGUGUGGAAUGUGUGUAGUUUAAAAGCUGUUGAAAUGGUUAAUGUUCAUGUAAUUAUUAUAACAGCCUGUGUACUUAUCUUCUUUAAAAGGACACUGUCUGAUGUUGUUUUUGUAUAUAAACAUAUACUUUCCUAAUAAGAUUGCAAAUGUUUUUCCCAAAUUUUAGUGGAGUUUUACCUUAUCUGUUUGGCUUUCACUCUGCGUGGAAGCUUUGUUUUCCCCUCUCAUCAUUCCUGACGGAAAGGGAGUUUGGGCCCAAAGGCAUGGGAGAGUGGAAUUAGUGGCCUUGUUAACAGGUGUAAAUUCCAGUGAUAAAAACGGCCUUUUUGGGAAACCAGUUGCAAAAUAAAAAGCAUGUCUAUCUAGAAAUGAUGAAGGAGAGUAUCCUACAUAGCCCUCUUCUCCUUUCACAGCUCACUGCACUCCUGUCUUUACCAUUUGAGUAUAUUCUUUACUGACAGUAGUACUGAUAGGCUGUGAUGUGCCUCGUUCUCGUUAGCUGUGCCUCUCUCCCCUCUUUACAAGCUGCAGCGAAAUUUUGUGUAGGCAGAACAAGUGUGACAGUGUGGCACCUGGAAGACUUGUUAUCACUUGCAUCAUGGUCUCUGUUUUGGAGGAAUUCAGGUAUGCUGACAUGCUACACAAGGAACGUUUGAUCAGUGGACAGGCUCAUCUCAUAUAUGAAGCCAAGAGCAGUUUGUUUGGCCAGAGGAAGGAAUAUGAAAGGGGAGUUAGUCCGGGAAACAAAAAAGCCAUUCCAUGAAGAGGCACAAAACAAACUUCACCUUGUGGCUUUCUUUUUUAUCCCUGCUGACUAACAUGCUGCUGUUUUUUUUUUUUUUUUUUUUUUUUUUUUUGUAGCAGUCCACACGCAGUUCUUUAAGUCAGAAUAGACAAAGCGGUGCACCUCACACCAGUUAUCUGGAUGAAGGCAUGGUGCCUCAGGUUACCUAACAGCAAUUGAUUGAAUUCCUCCAAAUCAGAUGUCUGCAGCAUCUCACCAGUAGUAAUAUUGCUCAGUGCUUUUGCAAUGAGUGCGGGAGCACUCACGAUAAACCUGUGCAAUAAUUUCGACAACAGAGACCUGUCACAAAGCCUGCCAAUAUCUAGGAGACUGCUAAAGUUUUGGAAAUAUUAAUUAGCAGAGUGAGAUCAGUUUGAUUUAGCAUUUCGUCUUACACAACUGUAGUUUAACCUAUUCCUUCUCCCCUUAUGAGCCCUGUAGCCAGAUUCUACUGUACUGAAACCAGAGCUCCUAGCAGGAGGCUCACAGGUACGCCAAUUGAAAAGGAAAAAUCUCCUCUCUCAUUUCUGCUUAAAUCUGUGCUUAGUGUUAGCUAAAAGAUCCUUAAGUGUCCAGGUCAGCCUGUUAAGCAUAUAUAGAUAACAGCAAUUACCUGUUUCUUCUUUUCCUUUACAGAAAUCUAUGGAAUAAUUUCCUAGAUCAGAAGUGAGCUUUAUGUGAACAUAGCCCCAAAUGGGGUGUGUUAGUAAACUGCUGCUACAAUCCAGUUGAAAUUAGUUUUUGAGGUCUUGAGAUUAUUUUUGUAUUUAUAAUUCACUAUUAGGUAAAAGAUGAGUCUUAUAUAAAGAACUGUCUGUGACUAUUUUUGUUAGGUAUUACCAAAUAUGUCAUUGCAAGAGUUUGACAGUGUCCCUUUAACACUGCUUGGAUUAAAUAUUUAAAACAAACAUUGUAAGUUUAAAUAUUGCAGCGUUUUGGACAUUUGGAACUGUGUUGCUUUCUUUGUAAAAACUAAUGUAUGUUAACUCAGUUUUCAGUAGGCUGAGAAUUUACAAAAAAAUUCAGCUGGGAAUUUGUGCUCUGUAAUUCGUCAAGACUUUUGUGGUGUCAAACAACAGUUUACACGGACAAAAAGUAUAAUUAAUGGUAAUAAAAGUGUUACAGUUCUA
Messenger RNA from Anas platyrhynchos (mallard), 4026 nucleotides. It is a transcript of the gene MBLAC2, whose product is annotated as metallo-beta-lactamase domain containing 2. Lineage: Eukaryota; Metazoa; Chordata; Aves; Anseriformes; Anatidae. The record is from RefSeq and is a predicted model, not a curated record.